AUGCGAGGGAUGAGGGCAUCCAAUCAGGUCUGGAUGGAACUGAAGAUGGAAAUGAGCCAGCAGCAGCUUGUGCCUGCAGCCUGCUUCUUCUCGGCGGCUCAGGACAUCCAGCUGAGUCCGAGCGGCGGCAGCCAGAGCAGCGCCAAGUCCAAGCAGCAGAAGCGGACACGCUCGUCCUCCCCGGAGCUGCUGCGAUGCAAGCGGAGGCUCAACUUCGCGGGGUUCGGCUACACGCUGCCCCAGCAGCAGCCGCACGCCGUGGCCCGGAGGAACGAGAGGGAACGCAACAGAGUAAAGCUGGUCAACAACGGCUUCGCCACGCUGCGGGAGCACGUCCCGAACGGAGCCGCCAACAAGAAGAUGAGCAAAGUGGAGACGCUCCGCUCGGCGGUGGAGUACAUCCGCGCGCUGCAGCAGCUGCUGGACGAACACGACGCCGUCAGCGCGGCCUUUCAGUCCGGAGUCCUGUCUCCGACCAUGUCGCAGGGAUACUCGGCGGACAUGAACUCUAUGGCCGGGUCGCCGGUGUCCUCGUACUCCUCAGAUGAGGCCUCAUACGACCCUCUCAGUCCAGAGGAGCAGGAGUUGCUGGACUUCACCAACUGGUUCUGAGCAUCUCCACGAGAACUGCGCGUUCGAUGAAGUGGCUUGUCUGCGCUUGUGGUGGCACCGGAGGAGACGAGGGCUCCUCCAGAACAAGAUGCACUGAACAGACUCGGGCUGGUCCUGAUGAGGCGGCCGAGCCCCGAGAGACUCGGAAGAACCGAGAUGAGCGCCAAAGGAUUUUGCAGGGAGACGGGUCUCCCGACGAGCGUGGGAGUCCCAGACAAACCAAGUCCAACCAGCUCUUCCUUCUACAGAACAUUAUUUAACACGUUGCUCUUCAUCUAUGCUAAACCCAAUCACAGAACACCAAUUCAGAAAAUGCUUCCAAGUCGCGGAUUUAUCCUAUGAAAUUCUAUAUCUAAACGCCUUUUUUUUGUGGGGGGUAAAUAUAUUAAACUAUUUUUGUAUGUAAGAGAUUUAUAGACGUU
Messenger RNA from Synchiropus splendidus (mandarinfish), 1034 nucleotides. RefSeq names its product achaete-scute family bHLH transcription factor 1a (gene ascl1a). Gene Ontology annotation, molecular function: DNA-binding transcription factor activity, RNA polymerase II-specific; protein dimerization activity; RNA polymerase II transcription regulatory region sequence-specific DNA binding. Bases 1 to 612 code for a protein of 203 amino acids. NCBI's taxonomy places the organism in Eukaryota, Metazoa, Chordata, Actinopteri, Syngnathiformes, Callionymidae. The transcript is spliced from 3 exons. The record is from RefSeq and is a predicted model, not a curated record. Gene Ontology annotation, biological process: regulation of transcription by RNA polymerase II; developmental process.